AUGAAAGAAAAUCAAUUAAAAACUGCAUCUGAAUUAAAUCAAAUUUCAUCUCGGGAAUUAGGACGAACAAGUAAAAUAUUUGAAACAAGUAGAGAGCGUCAAUCAACAUUAAAUGGUACAUGUACAAUUGCAUCAGCAUUUUUAACUUAUCUUGGUCCAUGGAUAUAUGGAUUUCAACGUCUUAUGUUAACUGCUCAUUGGAUUUAA
Messenger RNA from Adineta steineri, 207 nucleotides. The record is from the annotation of a GenBank genome assembly. Lineage: Eukaryota; Metazoa; Rotifera; Eurotatoria; Adinetida; Adinetidae.